Fraxinus pennsylvanica is the source of this 714-nucleotide messenger RNA. NCBI's taxonomy places the organism in Eukaryota, Viridiplantae, Streptophyta, Magnoliopsida, Lamiales, Oleaceae. The record is from the annotation of a GenBank genome assembly.
AUGUUUGGGCGUGAUGAAGAUGAAGCGGCAAAGAGAUUUAGUGAAUUACUUCUGGUGAAAAUGUAUUGGAGGCAAAUAGAAGAUGAGCGGCAACAUAAGUUAGUCCGUUCAGAUCUAAUUGCGGAAUUUGAUGCAGCAGUUGGUGACAUCGCGAUAUUAUCAAAUCGAUGUGAAUAUGUAGAAUUCAAGCACGCUCAUACCGAGACAGGACUAGUAAUGGUAGUGCCAGUUCUAUGGCAUUCAAGCAGAGCUUGGCUGUUUGUGAAGCCCUUCACAAAAGCCACGUGGUUUCUCACAUUUUUCAUCAAUGUCUUCAAUGGAUUCAUCGUAUGGAGUAUUGAGCGAAAUUACUGCUCUGAACUAAGAGGACCAGUUCUGAACCAAAUAGGCACUCUACUUUGGUUGGCUUUUGCAACACUGUUCUCAUUACACGUUGAGAAAUUACAUAGCGAUUUGUCGCGUAUGACGACAGUGGUAUGGCUUUUUGUUGCUCUGAUCAUCAGACAAAGCUAUACAGCCAGCCUUUCGAGUGUGCUCACAACGAAAAAUCUUAAACAGAAAAUAGCAAAUAUUGAGACACUAAAGAGCAAUAACGUGGUGAUUGGCUACUCGUGGAGGUCUUUCGUUAGGGGAUAUUUGGAGGGUCCUUUAGGCUUUAAAUCAAGCAACAUCAGGAAUUUCACGUCAACAGAUGAGUAUGUACAGGCUCUCUGA